Molecule: messenger RNA, 2951 nt
Organism: Pomacea canaliculata
Lineage: Eukaryota; Metazoa; Mollusca; Gastropoda; Architaenioglossa; Ampullariidae
Product: E3 ubiquitin-protein ligase TRIM56-like
Exons: 1
Coding region: 451-1581 (376 amino acids)
Molecular function (GO): zinc ion binding
Source: RefSeq, a predicted model, not a curated record
UUCGCGGAGAUUCCCUCCUGUGGACAGGUGAUUUUCAUAACAAAAUUUAGUCAUGUCAAAAAAGAAAGCUGAAGUGAAUGAGGUCACAAAAAGAGGUUGGAGAUGGUCGCACAACAAAUUAAAAACGGGGAAAAAAUGGCGAUAAGCAUUGCAAGACUGUACGUGCCACAAAAUGACCUUAAAAGGUUUUAGUACGACAGUCGAAAUAGGAGCCUUGUACUGAUAAACUGUUCAACUUAUCUAUAGUUAGAAAAUGGUGUUCCAUAGGUGUGGUGCUCUCACGGUUUACCAGCAUACGAGAAUUCGACCGCAUUUUGUGUGCAGAGAUGUGGCAAUUUAAUGUCACCCAAAACCGUAUUAAACCCAUAUCUUUACAUUUAUAGAAAUUUGGGUACACAGUGAACCAUUCCAAACGUUCCCGCCAGAAACAUCACCAUUCAAACUAAAAAAAUGAACGCAUCUUCGUUAACGUCUAGUGAGGGGAAGGAAGGUCACCCAGUCUGCACCAUCUGCCAGGAGGAACGGCGCUACUUGAAGCAGAUUCCAUGCAGGCAUGUGUUCUGUGAAACCUGCCUUCAGCUGCUAAUUAACAGCACAGAGGUAGAAGAAAAAUUCCCAUGUCCCAUGUGUCGAGCUUCAACCUCCGUUCCUGUAGGCGGUGCUUCAGGCUUUGAGACGUACUUCGAACCCACAGCUUCACCAGAGAACAUUAUGGAGACGACUUCACUGAAGCUCAGUGCCAAUAACGAAGCGAAGAUUUGCCGAGAAUGCGAGGAGGAGGUUACGAAGUACAUCUGUGUCCAGUGCAAAAAAGCUGUUUGUACAUCGUGUGCAGAAGACCAUGGAGAGGAUUGUCACACCCUCGUGUUGCUGCGUGGUAGAAACCUCGACCUGGAACGCACGUUGCAGAUGACCAACAGCACGAAAUGCCAGAAACAUGGCAAGCUUGAGAUGCAGUUCUACUGCCAGACGUGCAAGGAACCCAUCUGUGAGCAAUGCAAACUUCUCAGAACUCACCACAGGCAUGCGAUCGAAGACCUUCCGGAGUCCUGCGUCCGAGCUAAGGAAUCUAUACUCACCUCCCAGAAACGAGUAACCAGUGGAAUACGCUUAUUGGAAACUGUACUGAGCGAUGUCGAGCGACGUAGGAGCGAACUCAAGCGCCAAAAGUCGCAGGCAGAAGGUGCGAUCUGCGCUCAAGCCGAAGAGGCUUGCAGACUGGUUCUUGCUCGCAAGACUGAUGCCCUAAACGAGCUGACUGACAUGGUGAACACCAUCGACCAACAGUACGCUCUGGAGUCUGACAGCGUGUGUAGUAAGCUGUCAGGCUUGAGCGCUAUUCACGAUCAUCUAGACAAAGUGUUGCAGGAAGGGACCAGCGUGGACCUGAUCAGAACCUGGGUCAGUGCCGAGAAUGGAGUCAGAAGUGCGAAGUACCUGAAAAAAUUUAUUUCCGAGCUACCUAAGGAUGUGUUUCGAGUGCAGCUUGAGCAAGCAAGUGUUUGGCCCUCUGAAACAGUGCUUAGAUUCAUUGGCUUCCCCAAAGAAGAUACACGAAGAGCGGGAACUGCCAAUUGUUAAUGUCACGCCCUUGUUUUUCUGUGACACCUGCAUACCAGAGGCUGAGGUCUUUUCACUCUGUCCGAUGCGCACGAGCAGUCAGGAAAGAGUCGUGUGGGUGGCUUACAGGGGAAGAAACGAAGUGAAAUUUGUUAGUCUUUUUUCCGAGGACGGCAGAUGCCUCAGCAAAAAAAGCGAACCUGACAAAGUGGGGCUGGUCAACAUUAACGGGCACUGCCGAAGGACAAAGCUAAAAGAAAUAGUAUUUUCCAAGCGGACUUUAAGAGCUUACAUAAAAUGCAAUGUCUUUAAUAAAGAGAUUGUCUUUGACGUGCCAGCAUCUGUGCACCUGCACGAUUUGUACAAACAGAACGGUUUCGUCAUUUUGUGCAAACGCCCUCUCGCGAUGGAUGCCAACGAAGACAAAACCAUCUUUGCGGUGCUGGAUGAUGACUUUCGAGUUUACAUCUUUCGGCGAGGCGAGAGUCUCCCGUUCUCCAGCUACCCGCCGGCAAACAGCAAAAGCGUCGUCGGGUUCAUUGCUGACGUCUGCUUCUACCGCCUGGCUGACCGUGAGGUGUUGUUGCUGGCCGACAAGGGACAUGACGACCUGCACGUGGUGGACGUGCAGAGAGGUGUCGACUGGUGCGUGGCCUCACUUCCGGUACUGCGGCAGACGAACUGCUUGCCGAAGCCACGGCGCUCAACGUGGACCCAGAAACCGGUCUCUUAUGGGUCGGCUGCCGCGGAGGAAGAAUCCUAACCUGCGGGGAUACUGGAGUGCAAGUGGAGAGCAGCCUGAGAAAGGCCCUGGGUUGGCUGAAAAUAAAUUGAUACGGACCUGGAGUUCUGUAGACUCAUCCACUCUGGCAAACUACUGAAGUGCACGUUGUGCCAGAAGGCUUUAACGAUCUAAUAGUCACUCCUCAACUUCAGCGGUCAUCUGCGUGCAUGUUUUAUUGUGAAAAACUACCUAUAUAUGCAUGCUGUGUGUAGGAGGGGUGUCGGAGGCUGGCUUCUGAAAGACUACUACAGAAACCUACUCAAGUGGAGCUUAUGUGAGGGGGCUUCAGAAAGACCAUGACAGCAAACUUCUCUACUUUGCGAACUUUAGAAAGAUUACAACGGCAAACUUUUCACGUGCCUUUUGUGAAAGCGAAUUUCAGUGGGUUGUACAAACGCAUAUCUAUAACUGAGGUCAGCUUGAACAAUGAUGGGGGGAAAAAAAUAACAAAAACCAGGUCAGAUGACAAGACAAGACGCAUAUAAAGCCACUGAGAGCUAACGAUAAGUGUAACACGGUAUGACAAGAACGAUGGAUAAGACUGUUAUCUAAGUGUGUAGGGCAUAAUCGCACUUGUGGUACAUUAUCAAUAACACGUUGAAACGUG